This is a messenger RNA of Ochlerotatus camptorhynchus, 1716 nucleotides long. It is a transcript of the gene zuc, whose product is annotated as Mitochondrial cardiolipin hydrolase zuc. The record is from RefSeq and is a predicted model, not a curated record. Gene Ontology annotation, cellular component: mitochondrion. Gene Ontology annotation, biological process: piRNA processing. The coding region runs from base 204 to 1181 and encodes 325 amino acids. Lineage: Eukaryota; Metazoa; Arthropoda; Insecta; Diptera; Culicidae. The transcript is spliced from 4 exons. Gene Ontology annotation, molecular function: RNA endonuclease activity producing 5'-phosphomonoesters, hydrolytic mechanism.
UGUAUGCUAAACCACACACAAAAGUUUUCGUCGACGGUAGUGUGCUCCUGUGGCUGCAUUUUUCCUUCUUUUUGUCCGUUCAGAAAGUGCAAAAUUCAGGAAUUCGUCGUGAUUCCGGACACGUUCAGUAUCGGAGUACUGCGCCGCGAGUUCUGAACCGUAAACUGAGUUUCGUUCGAAAACAAACAAAAACUGACGAGAAAAUGUUCGAAUCUGUGCCACGGUGGGUUCGCGUAUCCGCCGUGAUUCUCGGAGUCAGCAUCGGUUCGGAGGUCCUGUACGAAGUGUACCUCGGUUGGAAGUCUUACUGCCAGGAACGUCGGGCUCGGCAGCGCGCAAAUAGCCACAUUAACAUGGUAUUUUUUACGAACGAACGUAGCAUCCAAGCGAACGCACCCGGAACGACAAUGGCCAACUUUACGUCGGAACAUGUCUGCCGGAUAGUGGCUUUGCUGGACCGGGCGCGUGUUUCGAUUAACCUGGGGAUGUACAUCAUUACCGUCUCCAAUAUCGGUGACGCGUUGCUCCGGGCCGCGAAACGGGGCGUUCGGGUACGAGUCGUCGGAUGCUCCUCGAUGGCAUACAGCACCGGAUCACAGAUGACCAGAUUGGCCAAUGCAGGAAUCCCAGUGCGCUUCGAUCGGAAGGAAAGUGCUUAUCUAAUGCACCACAAGUUUUGCUUAAUCGAUACCGAUUGGCUGUGUCCACGGUGCUAUCAUGAAGAAAAAGUGCAAAGAAAGGGUUUCUGCUGUAAGGCGGUAUUUGAUAAAGGUGCUAGUGGGAAUGCCUCCACCACUACCAGUGCAGUUGUUAUCAGUGCCGGUGCAAUGGCCAAUGGUCAAAGUGAUGGUGAUCAAGUCAAUGGUUAUGGUAGCCCUACCAGCGGCUCUGGUAAAGUGCAGUGCGUCGAUGAUGGCUCUCGGUGUGUGCAUUGCGAUAAGCAGAAGAAGAAUGAAGUUGAAAAGUGCAAGCUUAAGAACGAGCAAGUUGAGCCGCUCCCGAUUGGGGGGUUACUCAUAACCGGGUCCACCAAUUGGACCAUGCAAGCCAUGUCCGGCAAUUGGGAUAACAUGUUGCUAACGUCGUUGCCGGAGCUGGUCAUUCCGUUCCAGUUGGAGUUUCAACGGUUGUGGAGAGAUUUCGCCCAUCAUCCAUUGUUGGUCAGUCCCGCUAGCGGUUAGAGGGGAUAAGCGGUAAGAGCUGUUCGGCGGAGGGGACCGCACAGAAAGCGAGAGAGAGAUGCAGUUCAGUCUUACAUACGACAAACAGUAUUUAAAGUAGCAUUUCCGAACAAGACGAGCUGCCGAAGAUCGUCGCUUAAUAUUGAUUCGUAAAUUCAACGAAGCCGAAGAUUGCUGAUGUGAUUGCAGAGGUGAGACACCAUAGAGUAAACGACAAACAGAGAAAAUGAAAACCUUUCAUUUUCCGAGCAAUUCAGAUGUUGGAUUACAUUAAACAUUUCCCAGAUGAUCUAUUUCCAUGAAAUAUUAUGUUUAAAAUAAUUUUCAAAUUGAAAUGAACUGUUAACAAAAUGUUAUAAAAUAAAUAUUUUGAUUUUUAAUAAACGAGAAGACGAUCUCUAAACUAUUCACAAUUUGAUUGCUUUCGGCAUUUUCUAUUUCGAACAUGGAAGUCCUCUUCAAUUUAUGUCAAGACAUUAACAUUUCAGCACUAAACACUAAUUAUAGCAGCUUUUCAAUGUUACCUGGCAUUUGU